Molecule: messenger RNA, 10440 nt
Organism: Bacillus rossius redtenbacheri
Lineage: Eukaryota; Metazoa; Arthropoda; Insecta; Phasmatodea; Bacillidae
Product: RUN domain-containing protein 1
Exons: 15
Coding region: 229-1899 (556 amino acids)
Source: RefSeq, a predicted model, not a curated record
AUGGUACACGUGAAAAAUAUUUUGGCAGACGACAGAUGUUUGCGUCUUGCUAUUAUCAGAGUAAUUUUUUUUAAAAUUAUUAUUUGUCUUACUAACGAAGAUGCAUUGUAUUACGCCGUUGUCUAAGUUUCAUAGCUAGACUAAUGUCGGAUAUUCUGCCGAGCCCGAGUCCCGUGCGGAGAGAGUAUCUGGGCUGGUGAACCGUGCGAGCACCGGGAACAGGGCAGGAUGAUGGAAGAGGUGCAGAACUUCAGUGAGCUGGAGGAAAUGGAGUUCUGCGACGGGAAGCCCACCGGGGAGAGGUGGCCGCCGGUCGGGGCCAACGCCUGCGACGAGGAGGUGGCGUGCUACUCGCAGGCCUCUCACGGAUUGUGUAUGGAAUCCCAAAGACUCAGAGACCUUGAAGAACAACAAGAAAUGCUCAACUCUUCUUUAAUAGCUUUGACGACACAUUUUGCUCAGGUUCAGUUCCGCUUGCGCCAGAUUGUUGAAGCAUCACCCAGUGAAAAGGAAAGUUUGCUCAAAGAUUUAGAAGCAUUUGCUUUUCGUGGAAUACCUGAAGUUCGAAAUGUCAGGCCGAAGUUGUAUUCAGAAUCACUUCCUGAAGGUGAGGACUUGGAAGAGAAGAUGCUUGAGCAGAGAUCCAAGCAGAAGGAGCUGAUCUCACAGUUGAAGUCGCAGCUGGAAGACUUGGAGAAGUACGCGUACGAAACAGGGGAGGCGGGACUACCUCAGUGCGUGAUACUGGAGCGCCAGAAAGUUAUUCUGGAUCAGUUAAAAGGAAAGCUUAAUCUCAAUGUUGAUGAUAUAGACAAAUUGACUGCAGAUGAACUACGCAAUCAAGUGGACUAUGCUGUUAGUCAGCUUGUAAAUCCACUAAAGGUAAAAGAACAUUUAGUAAUGCAGUUGAAGACACAAAUAACAGAUUUGGAAAGGUUUAUACAUUUUUUACAAGGUGAGACAACAUUCGAAGCAGAAGGGAAAAAGUGUACCUGCUCCUGCCACCAACAUUACAGUUCUGGUCUGAAGCCAGCCUUGACCGGGAAUAGUCAUGAGGAGAUCCGCAAAGAGACGGUGAACAUAAUGAGGAAAGCAUCUACAUUGCUGCAAAUGUUUGCCGCAGCUCAGUUUGGCUGUGGAGCCGACCACUUCCAGAAGAACCUGCUGAAGAGAACUGGCCGGGGACGACACUGGGGGGACCUGAGAGCCAGGCUGGAAGUCGCAGUGAACUACGUGCUGGAGCUGAUGUCUCGCACAGAGCGGAGCGUGCACACGGACUACAGCUCGGACUCGGAAGACGUGCCGGUCAUUGUGUGCGACGCCAAGCUUGCCCACGCAGUGAGGAAGCAGCUAGCCCUGAGCAUAAGGGACCUCAUGCAGCACGGCUUGAUGCCGAUAGGCCAGAGCGAGAGCGUCGUUCCGUUCGUGGGUUGCUUUGCGCACACACAGUCGCCUGUCAAAACGAUGCACGCCUGGGAGCUGGUGCUCAAGUACUACGAGCUGAAGAACGGGGAGCGCUUCAACUCGACCCCUGCGAGGACCUUGUCGCAGAGCUUCAAGCUGGACAUCGUGGGAGGAACUGCCAUUUCCAGCAAGCAGAAUUUGCUGAGUAUUAUUGGAAACAUCCUGACGACGCAUACACAGUACAAGAGAAGUUACGACUCGCAUUUCAAAGCGUUCGUGUGUGCUGCGCUAAACCAGAAGAAGCUGGUAACGUGGAUACGCCUGAUAUUGCACUGCCAGACAUUGCUUGAUUGGUAUUACCAGCCAUGGAGUUACGUGGUUAAAACAGGUUUUGAGGAUGGUUACGAGAGCCUGGAUAGGUUGACACACCUCAAGUUUGAACUGCCGGUGGAUCUUGCUGUUAGACAGUUCCAGAACAUCAAAGAUGCUUUCUAAUCUGGCCAGCAAGUUCACUUCAUGAACAUCGCAACUGUACCUGGGAGUUGAUAAUCUCUAUUGACUGAAAUUCCUUUGUUGUUCUACGAAAGUAACUAUUUAUACAUUCAAAACUUUUUCUCUAGUCAUACUUGAACCUCUGACCAAAGAUGUUGCAUUUAGUGUAAAUGAAGACUUCCCUAGAAUAAUUGUUUUACGUAAAAAAUGCAAAAAAAAAAAUUGGGCCAUAUAAAACUGAUCACUAUUUUUUACAAGACUUCCUCUGUAGUUAUGAUUUUAAGAAAGAUGUUUUUGCUAUUGCAUGAAAUCUUAUAGUUGCUGGAGGGUCCUUACCACUUUCUACACACACCACUUCGUUGUUCAGCUUAUUGGGCAACUACCACAUGUUACUUAGCCCAGAAUUGGUAAUUGAAAAUAGUGUGUCUCCACUUUACCAUGCUUUCAUCAUUAAGUACGUGUGCAUGCAAGAAUAUGAUACACAGUUAAAUGGUCAUUUGUCUUACAAUAUUGACAUGUAAUUGAUUUAUACAACAUUUAUUUACCACUAUUGCAUAUUUUUGUACAUAUAUAUUAAGGUUAUUUUUAGAGAUGGGUCGAUUCCAUAUUUUCUCGAUUCCGAUUCCGAUUCCAAAAAUGCUUUGAUUUCAGGUUUGGUUCCGAUUCCGAUUCCACCAAAAAAAUUGUCAUGUACCUAAUCAUUAAAGAACUUAAAGGAAAAAUACAAUAUACCAUGAUUCCAAACAAACUUCUAUUUCAAGACAAAGUUUUUAAUGCAAUUCUAAUGAGAACUCAGCUGCUUGUAUUAUGCUAAUUAAUUCAUAAGCAAUACAAGGUUAUAAUUUCAACAAUUUCUAGAAAUGAGAAUUCAGGUGUAUUUACAAAAGAAACUGAAAUAUUAAAACAGUAUAUAAAUCAAAAAUAGAAUCUUAUGGUACAUUAUGAAUUUCUUUUGAAAACAAAACCAAUCAGUUAAACACAUGAACAUAUUAAUGGAAUUAAUAAAACAUUAUUCUAAAUUUUUGUUCAGAAAUAUGAGCAAUUUUACAUGCUCUGGAUCAAGCCUGUUACGCUUCAUAUCACAAAUGUUUCCAGCAGUACUGAAAAGUCUUUCGCUGCUAACUGUCGAUGGUGGGAGGCACAAAUACUUUCUAGCAAGAACUUGAAGUGAAGAAAAAUUUGGCCUAGACUUCCAGUAGCUUGAAACACAGGAAUUGGUGACUACUUGUUCCUAAAAGUAGGUAUCACAUUCAUUCUUUGCAGACUCUAUCUCACUGGUAGCCUGACCAAACAGACUACUAUAUUGAGAUCAUAGGCCUGUUCGUCUUUCUUUCUUCUCAUCUGUUGGAGCAUUUUCUACAUAAAAUCAUUACUAUUUACAUUGUAAAAACCAUGUAUGGAAAAAGUCAUCACAUUAAAAAUUACAGGAAGUGUGUGUUUACUUACUCUUGACACAAAAACCAUGUUUGCUCCAGCUUCAAGAUUUGUUUUAGCUUCUUGUAACACAUAUUUGUUUUUGAAUGGUGCACCUUAAAAACGUGGGUUGAGUAGUGUGGCCAACUGAUAGAUUCUGUUUGUUUCGAUUCCUUUGAAUUGUGUUUAAAUGAGGCCAGGAGGUCAUUCUUUAGCCCUUGAAGGCCUGAACAAAAUUGAGCAGGUUUACUUAACUCAUGCUCAAUGAUGGUCAUAAGAGGGAUUACCUUAAAAAAAUAUUUAUAAUUAGGCUUAUACAUAGAUACAAACAAACACUGUAUAUUUUAAAUGGAAGAGAAAAACCAAUUCAUUAAUUAUAUUUCUUUAGAAGAAGUGAUGUGAAAGUAGCUAUAUUUUGCAGAUUGAAAUAUAAUUAUGUUAAGUUAAAUUAAAAACAAAAAUUAGCCUUACCUCUGACACACUUGCACUGGCUGAACUGACUUCCAGUGUGGCUGAAUCGAAAAUCUGCAGCACAACAAUUGUGUUUUCCAGAAGUUUCCAAUCAGAAGCAGAUAAUUCACAAGGUAGAUUCAGUUCUGCCGCUGCUAAAAGAAUAGCUAACUUCUGCUUAUUAAGUCUUUUAAACAUGUGGAGCGAUGAAUUCCACCUCGUUGGUUCAUCUUGAACAAGUCGAUGCUCUGGUACGACAACUUUCUGGCACUUUGUUAAAACUUUACAUGCUUUUGAAGAGUGCUUGAAAAAUCCAACAAUUCUUCUGCAUGUUGCUGUUAGAUUUGUAACAGUCUUGUUGGAGAAAAAGCCAUCCUUUAAAACAAGCUGAAGGGUGUGUGCAAAGCAUGAUACAUGCUGAAAUUCAGACAUUUCCAGCCCUGCACUGAUGUUACGCGCAUUGUCUCGGACAAUCGCAGUCACUUUUUCUUUUAAGCCCCACUCCUGCAAAGUUUGUGUGAUGAAACUACACAGAUGUUCCUUUGUGUGGCUUAUUUAAUUGAAUGGAAUAACUUCAAUGCACAAGCCUUUGGCAUUGAAAUCGUUAUCCAUAUAGUGCUCAGUAACACUCAUGUAAUCAACAUUUGCUGUUGAAGUACACAUGUCUGUGGUAACACAGAUUAACUCAACAUCUUUCAGUUGCCCUAUCACUCUCUCCUUCACAGUAUUAUACAUUUCGGGUAUAAUCUUGCUUGCAAAUGUCUUUCUACUUGGAAUGUUAUAUCUGGGUUCCAACUUGGAAACUAACCGACAGAAUCCUUUAUUCUCUACAACACUGAAAGGCUGACUGACUGUCUAUGCACAUCAUUUCACCUAUCAGUCUUGUGAUCUCUGCUGCUCUGGCAUCUCCAGGCUUGAAUUUGCUCUUUGCAUCAAACAAUGCUGGAAGAGUACUUUGCACAAAGCUUGCAGAUUUCUUACUUAUUUUUGGUUGUGUUGGACCAGAAAGAACAGUGGAAAUGGAUGAUGCAGAACAGGUGGUACUUAUAGAUGGUUCAGCAGCUGUUGAACAUUCUGGUUCACAUUUAGAAACGGCUUCGGUUCCACCCGCACAAUCACUGGAGUCCCCCAAAGCAAGAUACUUAUGUUGAGUCCGAAAAUGUUUUAAUAGUUUGGUUGUGGUCUUUGUUCGCCCACGAGAUAUUUUCGUGUUACAAUAAUUGCAUACUGAAAAUUUGUCAUCGAACGGAUAGAUUGUAAAAUGUUUCCACACUUCAGACAUGAUUUUUUAUUUCUAAUACACCAUUUCACGUGUGUUUCUGCAAAAACGAGUUAUAUACAUCACAGAAAUACGUGUACUGUAGACGUCAAAUAUAUAUUUGCAUUUGCAUAAUAAAACUACAAUAAAAGUUGGCUAAAUAGAUUUUACACACAUCAGUUGAAGAAAGACAUAUCAAGAGUUCAGUAAACUAAAAACUUUGCAUACAAUUUGGAAGAAAUCAUAGUUUUUCAAUUUUAUCUUGAACACUUCAUUACUUGGGUGUAUGGUAGUCACGAAAACAUUUCCUUUCGCGAGUCAGGCAAAGGUGCACUUUGCACUUCUGGCACAUGAUGUGAGACCUGAAUUUACUGUUACAUCUUGUGUUCUUACAUCUCGUAGGCUCUUUCUUCUGGUCAUGAAUGGGUAAAGGGUCAACGCUGUCCAGUUGAACAUUGGCACUAGGAGCUUUCUCCUUCUUGACCCGUGGAAUGUUGACAUUCAGUUCUAGCACAUCUUCCAACUUUCAGCAGACUAUAAACUACUUGAAAGCGAAAGGCCAACUGAUCCAAAAUCUUGUUUUUCGGGAUAUUGUUUCCCUUGCAGUCACGCUUGUAUUCCAGCCAGGCAUUUACCAUGGCCAUGUCCACGGCAUGGAAUGCAAUUCUCAGUGUCCACUUCUUCGAACGAAGACUGAUCCUGUAAAUACUCACAAAUCUGUCGUACAGGUCAACUCCACCAUGACUUGGUUGUACGAUUUUACGAUUUCAGGCCUACGAACUGGGAUAUAGGUUUUCGUGGCCUUUUCAUACCUGCGCAGUUCAUCUUCAGCCCCAAUACCCAAAAAAUUGGAAGCCAUUGUGACAGUUCUAUUAUCCAACCAUUUACAUAAUACUAAGUCAUGAUCAGUACUAACUAGUUCUUCAGUGUAACCCCUUACAUGAUUCUUUUUCAUGUUUUUGUCUGAUGUGAAUGGUGGGUUAGCAAAUCUAUUUUCACGAGUCGUUCCACCUGCGAAAAUAAUUUUUGAUUUUAGAAGUUGAAGAAGAUUGUAGGAAGUAAACAAGUUGUCAAAAAAGAGGAUGUGUCCUUGUAGUGCCAAUCUCUCCAUCAACUUGAGGACUACUGCCGAACCCAGACCAAAUUUUUUCUGAAUGCCAUUGUCAAAUCCAGUUGUACUACCUUGAUACAGCACGAAGUCGUAUGCUAAACCGGAUGUCCCACAAAGCACAAAAUUUUUUUAUUCCCCAUGGAUUAUGUUUUCCCUUUACAUAUUGCUUCACACCAAGUUUCCCAGUGAAGGGAAUCAUUUGUUCGUCUACAGCAAUUUCACGCUCAACAUGAAACUAUAAACGACGACUUCAAACAAUAUCAAAAAUUGGCCUUACUUUCCAAAAAAAACGUCAGUGCAUCCGUCUGGUUUUUCUAAAUUAUUUACAAAAUGCAAAUUGGUUCGUAGUUGGAAAAAACGAUCCGUCGUUAUAUUCUCUUGGAACAAUCCCAGGCCUAACACAGACUCCCAGUACAUGCGGAUCUUAGGGAAGUUCAGGCAUCCUGUAGCUAUGUGAAGUGCAAAUAAAAUUUCUACUUCAACUGCUGUCGCAGGCUUGAAUUCUGUUGCACCUGUUUGAAGCACAUAUAUAUUGGUGAACGUGGCUGCCUUCUUAUAAAAGUCCAGUGGUAUGUACCUUUGGAAGUACUCGUAGGGCUCUAAAACAGGUUCUGGAACUUGAGUUUGAAAUUCUGGUCGUUCUCGGGUGGUAAAAAUUCCCCUUCGCCAUGUUAUAUUUUGUUUUGCUGUUGUCAACUCCAACAUAUCUCUAAUAUCGUCAUGAACAUCUUCACCUGCAACCUCUUCUACAUUCUGUACAUCUAACACUGCAAUGUUCUCAUCAUCCUCUAUAACCUCUUCUUCGCUAUCUUCGUUGACUACAGCUGUUUCGUCAAUCACAGGAUCAUCUUCUUCUCCACUUAGCCCUUCAACAUCAGACACAUCACCACUCUCAAUCAAAUCUAAUAUUUGUGAUGCAGUUAACUUCUUGGGAGCCAUAAUCAAUCACAAUAUACUUAUCGUCUCAAGUACACAAUAAACAAAUAUAACCUACAGGCUGCUAAGUGCCAAAUGUUACAAAUUGCAGCUGAGACCGAAUGUACUUGAUAGUGUAUAUAAUAUUUCACUUGUGUCAAAUAACAAAAAUAUAUUUUCUGGGAUCAUAAGCUUAUUUAGUUAAUAAAUCAUAUACCUAAUAAACCAAAUAAACAAAGCCAACAAGUAAUAAUUUGAAAAGAAUGAAAGAAUAUUGUUUACCAACAAAACAGUGCAACUACAAGGAUGUUACCAUAGCUGCAAGCACCCAAACAAAUGUUGAUACUAUUUUUAUUUAUUUCCAUAGACAGUAUCAAUAAAUGGACUAGCUCAAUGAUACAUGUACGGUAUAGUGUACAUUUGGUCUGAAUUCAUGGAAAUUUUUCAAAUGUGUGUUUCAACUGUUUAAAGAUAUAUGUACACUAAUCUGUACAUUCAGACUGAGAAGGUGUUAUUAGUUAAAAGGUGUUUGGGUCCGAGGAGGUAUAACUAUUUCGUAAUUUACAGAAUUUUGAAAUCAAAGUGCAAGGUGAGUUACGCAAAUAUUGUGACAAUAUUCUGGCCGAAAAAUACGGUAAUUUUAGCAGGAAUCGCUGGUUUCAUUCAGGAAAAAACUUUUUUUCUUCUUAAUUAUUAAGAGUGCUUAGUACCAUACUAAAUAUGAUACGAUUCCUUGAAACUUGGCGGAAGAAUCGACAGUUCUGAUUCCUGGCAGAAUCGGUGGAAUCGAAGCACCGAAGAAUCGACACGCCCAUCCCUAGUUAUUUCUUCUAAAACUAUAUAUAGUUCUGUGUCAAGUAUUACUGUUUGAGCUCUGUUUAUUAUUUAUCAGAGGGUGGCAUUAAUUAGAUGUCUUUGGCAAGAAUGCAUUUGUGAGCACUUAUAUACAGUAUUUUGAGUUUUUAACUAUUUUAUCUUAAGAUGAGGUAGGAUGAAUUAAAACAUGUAUCAAUCAAUGAGUACCAUAAUUUUAAGAGAAAUCAUACAUGUAUGCAUGUGUUACAGUUAGAGAAAUAUGUUUUCUGUUAUCCAAUAAUUUCCAUAAAACACUAGUUAGCAUUUUUAUUAUAAAUGGGCCAGUAAAAUCCUCCAAUACCAUUUGGGAUUUUUGUAACUAUCCUAAUACUGUUCCCCAAUUUAGUGUCCUUUUUGUUAGCAUAUGGAAUAAUGAUGCUAUUUAGAAAAAUGUAUUAUCAACUUUACAGUUUACUUCAUAAUAGUACACAGACAUCAUCUCUUUGCGGAAACAACAGAAGUUGCAUAUAACAACCAACUAAAUGUGCACACCUAGAUUCAGAAAUAUAAAUUUACAUUCCUAAUACUUUUAAUACAUAAUGAUAUUAAUAAUUUACAAAAUGAUUUGAGUAGGGAAACUUACCUAGUACCUGGAAAUAACUUUUAAGAAAUCAAAUGUUUCAACAUAAUAGUUUUUUUAAAUUUUAUUUCUUGUGCAUUUUUUUUUAAAACACUUAAGACCAAAAUUGGAUUUGAGAUGAUGAUUCAAAGAUAUUCAUUGUGAUUCGUAUUUCAGAUUCAGAAUCAAGAAAGUUGGAAUCCAACCCAUCACCAUUUUCUUUAUAUAAAAUGAAACCUAGAAAGUAGUUACAUAGUACUUAAUUUUAAAACUAAUGCUGCUAUAACAUGUCACUUUAGUGUCUUUUUUUUUCUGAUAGUUCUUGCUCGAAGGCACAUGAUGGCCUUAUUACAUAGCAAGUGAUUACUUCGUUCAAAAUAUGAUAAUGUUAGAAGUUGUAACAAAAAAUAUAAGCAUUUCAGUAUUGUCACUUUUGAAGGUCUGUGGUGAUGAAGUUAAUUUAUUUUUUUCUCUUAGUUAAUUACAAACACUGAUGACAGACUGUGGCAGAAGGAUAUGUAGUCCAUUGGUAUUACUUUCGUUCCCUACUUUGUUUAUUGAAUUUUUUUUUUCCCCCAUUUCUUUGGCCAGUCGAAGAGUGAAUGCUCUGAGCACUUGCAACACUUAUGACUCAAUCGCUAUGACACUCUGAGCACUUGCCAUCGUGGAAUUGCUCACAAGCAGGAGCAGACAACCAGAAAUUGAACUAAAUUUUUAGAGGACAAGUGAGAUUAAUAGCAAUUUAACUGGGAAAAAGAUACUUAAUUGUUUAAGAUCCAAAAUAACCUCAAAUCAUUACAAUUAGGGAUGAACUGGUCAAACCAUCACUAUUCAAAAGAUUCUAUAUUCUAGGAAAAUAUUCCAAGAAAAUUAUUGGAGAAAUUUAGUAAAUUUAAACAAAAAAACACUGAUAAGUUUGAAGUAUACUAGGCCUAUUCUAUUAGUGUUUGCCAAGAUAUUAAACAUUUGAUAUGUAACUAUAUAAAUAAAAUUAGAUUAUUUAUUCAUUUUGAAAUAUUAGUAAAUUAAACAAUUAAGGAGUUUAAUGUUUUAUCACCUUAUUUAUUUUCCAUUUCUUGUACAUUAUUUUAUUGUUGACCCUUGACACCUAGAUUCAGAUUCAAGAGGUAUAUAUCUGAGGUACUCUUAUGGAUUCUGAUUUGAGAUUCGAAUCCGAGAAAAUUGGGAUCCGACCCAUUACUAAUUAAGCAGAAACUUAGUUGUAACAUCUGCAAUUGUUGGCCUCAGCUUAUUAGAUUUGUAUGAAAAAUUAUUAUUCAGAUGUUAUAAUGUUAUGGUGCAGCAUGCAUAUAAGGUGUUUAUAAUAAUUACUUUUAUCAACUAUCUUAAAUUAUCUCCAAGUAUGUGCAGAUGUAUUUAUAGGACAGGGUCACAUUGUCAUUGUGUUGUAUGUUAACAUCUUGUGUUUUAACAUUGCUGUACUGUAACUUUUAAACCCAAAGCCACAUUUGUACAAUAUUAAUUUUUUUUAAAUUAUAUUAUAAAAUAUCAAUUAAAAUUUUACUUGCCAAAACCCAGUGUAUUUAACGCUCAAGAUUUAUGACAAAACAUGUGAUUACAAGUCUGAUCAUAACCCAAUGUAAUAAAAAAUUAUUAAGACCUAAGGUUUGACAGAAUACUUAGUUUUUUUUUAUUAGUUUGUAUAUACUGUAUUUUGUGUGGAAAUAAGAGCCAAAAACAAAAUAUAAGUCAAAACAUAUACCAUUCAAUGUUUUUUAAUGCAUUGUUUCCUCCCACUUCAUAAUAUAAAACUUGUAAAAAUAUAUAUAUGUAGGUACAUUUUAUGCCAACAGAUUAUGUUUUGAAUGUUCUGUGACUGUAUCACAAUGCAAAGCACUGUGUUCUAGGGAAGUCUUCAAGUGUAUUUGUUUUGUUUUUAAUUUUUGGAAGAUUGUUUUGGAGUUUGUUUUAAUCACGAUGGUUUGUGUUUGUCAGAAAAUAUAUAUACUUGUGCUGCACAUA